Molecule: messenger RNA, 927 nt
Organism: Sordaria macrospora k-hell
Lineage: Eukaryota; Fungi; Ascomycota; Sordariomycetes; Sordariales; Sordariaceae
Source: RefSeq, a predicted model, not a curated record
AUGUCUCUAACAGUAACCUCCGAAACCCGAAACAUGCCGCCUUCUUCCCCAUCUCCAGGGGGUCCAGCCUCCUCCGAGCCCGUAACUCAAUCCUCCUCCCAAGUCAACAUGGUAAUCCGCCAAGACCCCUUCUACAUAACCCUCGACGCCUCUGCCCUCCUGGCCGUCUCCAUCCUGACCGUCCUGGGUAUGCACUUCGUGCACCGCUUCGUGCUCGAAGCCACCAUCAUUGCCGUGCCCAUCAUGCUUCUGAUUCACAACGACUACCUCAACUUCCUCAAGCUCGGUCCCGGCGGGACGCCCCCGACGCCAGCCGGAUACGCUGGACUGACCUUUUAUCGGCUCUUCACCAUCCGUGACCCGCUACAGGCGCCGGAGAGGGACCCAAGCCAACUUCCCUCCGCCGGCAUCUUGGCCACCACCAACAACCAACUCACCGACUCCCCCAACCCAUCCACCACCGAUUCGAAAGCGGCAAUAGGCCUCCCCUACCGCCCCGGCCCCCGCCCCUCCGUCGCCGGCCUCGCUCCCCAGCGGCAACUAAACCAAGCCGGCCCCGUACCCAUCUACGAAGCGCUGCGUUCCUCGUUGGAAUCCCUGACACAAAAACACCCCCAGAAAUUCGUCACGGCCACUUCCUGCCUCGAAAAGCACGGGUUUGCUUUAUUCAGCAGACACCCCGUCAACGUGUGCGGAAACGGCGAGAUCUGCCACAUCCACACGCACAGCGACAAGAGCAUGCACAUGAAUUUGCACCCGGACGACAUCAGGGAGGUGUUGGAGAAGGGGUGGGGGAGAGACAUCCUAUGGCUUGGUCAUGAAAACGACUUGCGAAUCGUCUGCAAGAUCAUCGAAGCGGCGAUUUGGUAUACCGCUUGCGAGGAGGUGGAGAUUGUGCCGGAGUCUGUCAAGGCUUCUUCGGCUUGA